AUGGUUGCCAUUUCUUCCCCACAUUUUGUUAUAUUUCCUUUCAUGGCGAAAGGCCACACCAUUCCUCUUCUCUACCUUGCUCGCCUCCUUUGGCAGCGCCAUGUCUCCGUCACAAUAUUCACCACCCCGGCAAACUCUCUCUCGAUCCGAGCUACUCUCCAUGAUACUUCUAUCUCCAUUCUCGAACUAACCUUCCCAGAAAGCAUUGAUGGAAUCCCAUCAGGAGUUGAAAGUACUGAUAAACUUCCAUCUAUGUCAUUGUUUAUUGACUUUGCAACUGCAACAAGACUCAUGCAGCCACAAUUUGAGCAAGCACUUGAGGGUCUCGAACCCGUCAGCUGUAUCGUCUCUGAUUACUUUAUGGGAUGGACUCAAGAUUCUGCUGCAAAGCUGGGAAUUCCUAGAAUAGGUUUCUCUGGAAUGAGCUGCUUUGGAAUGACCAUGUAUGAAACACUUGGUAGACAGAAGCCACAUGCUCUCACAUCUUCACUUGAUGAGCCCUUUUCGAUUCCAAACUUCCCUAAAUUGACCUUAACAAGGAGUUAUUUUGAUCCUCCAUUCGAUCAACUCGAACCAAAAGGUCCAUGGGUCAAUUUCAUGAUUGAGCAGACAAUCGCACUAGCAAAUAGCUAUGGUUUAAUUGUCAACAGCUUCUAUGAGCUCGAAUCUUCUUACAUGGAUUACUGGAAUCGAUGUAUAGGACCUAAAUCGUGGUGUCUUGGCCCUUUUUGCAUUGCGAAAGCAAAGACGGUAGAAGACGAAUCUACCAAGCCAAAGUGGAAGCAGUGGCUCGAUGACAAAGUCAUGAUUGGAGAAUCAGUUCUCUACGUAGCAUUUGGCACUCAAGCAGAAGUAUCAGAAGACCAGAUUCUUGAAAUAGCCAAGGGCUUAGAGCAAUCUAAUGUGAACUUCUUGUGGGUGAUAAGAUCAAAAGCCAUGGAGAUACUGAAAGGAUUUGAAGAGAGGGUAAAAGAUAGAGGGUUGAUGGUGAAAGAGUGGGUUGAUCAAAUGGAGAUACUUCAGCACAAGAGUGUAAAAGGAUUCUUGAGUCAUUGUGGAUGGAAUUCGGUCACCGAAGCCAUAUGUGCUGGAGUUCCCAUUUUGGCACUGCCAUUCAUGGCUGAGCAAUACCUGAAUGCGAGACUUGUUGCUGAGGAGAUCGGUGUUGGGCUGAGAAUUAGGCCGAGCAACGGAUCAGUAAGGGCCUUUGUGAAAUCUGAGGAAGUGGAGAAGGGGGUUAGAGAAAUGAUGGAAGGUAGAAAAGGCGAGGAGAUAAGGAAGAAGACGAAGAAGGUUGGAGAAGCUGCAGUCAAUGCAAUGAGAGAAGGUGGUUCCUCAUGGAAAACUUUAGAUCAACUCAUCAUUGAUGUGAGUAACUAUGAAGCAAUUAGCUAG
Molecule: messenger RNA, 1395 nt
Organism: Coffea eugenioides
Lineage: Eukaryota; Viridiplantae; Streptophyta; Magnoliopsida; Gentianales; Rubiaceae
Product: UDP-glycosyltransferase 90A1-like
Exons: 1
Coding region: 1-1395 (464 amino acids)
Molecular function (GO): UDP-glycosyltransferase activity
Source: RefSeq, a predicted model, not a curated record